AUGAGUUUGACGACUACCGUGUACAAUGUAGAUACGCACGAACAACGGAACAUCCCGCUGUUGAGCGGCUCAGACCGCACCGAGUCACUCUCGCAUCGUAAGUCGAGUGUCUCGGUCUUCGACUGGCUGUAUAACAACCCAGGCCCUAUCCGCGACAAUGGAGCACGUACCACUGCAGCUGUCACUAGAACUACCCACGAAGCAGAUAGCAGAUGCUCACACAAUGAGUCGGAUGACUUCAGCGACGAUAGGGAUGGACUGAUAUGUAACUCUGCUAGGGAUAGCAGGUGCUGCUACAGCAGAGGAUCAGACCUGCCGUCGAUGUGUGGGUGGUCUGGUAGCCAGCGCACCGGAGGCGAGUGCAGCAGCUCAGCCGACCACUAUACGGAGCGCCGGUUUAGUACUGAGAGUUCGUGGUAUCGCGAUUCAAGUACCACACGCGACUGUGCAUUGGGGGAUGACGCUGAUGGAGAGAGAACAUAUAUACUUGCUCAUCAGUCCAGGUUCCAGGGGAAGUGUCGCACCAAGAGUGAAGGCGACAAUGCAUGCCGGUGGCGGGAUGAGCGCUGCACAGAUAGGGGUAAGCUUGGUUGCUCUGGCAACCUGAACACGGGGAAGAGUUCACAAAUCCUAAAAUCCGCCCCAUCGGAGUCCGGGCACCAGACACAACAGCCGCGACGUCGGGCAAGAACAUACACCACAGCCAGUAGCAACAGACGGCGAGAAAGCUUACUAUCAGAGGACGCAACAGAUAACCAAGACGACACCCACAUAGACACAUACGCCCAGAUAUACACCCCGGCGUCCUAUCCCGGGAUAAAUGGCUCAGUAUCCACGAGCAUAAGACUUUUAGGCCUGACACUGCCUCGGAUGCCUCCGAUAGCCUUACUACAGUCGAGCUUGACCACCGAACCGCUCUCCCCUGUACCGCAACACUGUGGCAUACACAGCAUCGCCAUCAACCCCUCGCGCACACUACUCGCAACCGGCGGCGUUGACGCUGAGACUAUCGGCGUGUACCGUCUGCCCUCGUUUGAUCCUGUGUGCGUGUGCCUGGGUCACAAAGACUGGGUGUUCAGCGUCCAGUGGCUGUCCGAUGGGAAGCUGGUUUCUGGGUCUCGGGACUCCCGCGUGUGCACCUGGGACAUCACGCCAUUUCUCACCCAAUCUGCGAGCCCUAGAGACAGCCGUCACACGUUCUGUGGCGACAGGCAGAGCCGAGUACCUACGGCCACUAGGAAUGCCUGGUUCAGUAGUACCAUAUCUAGUCCGGAGAGUGAUGACGACGCUGGCUACUGCAGCGAUGCUUCGUCAGCCUCGGACUCUGUUGCGCCUGCGCAGACAGUUGGGCAUAAGGCACCUGCCUGCAGACCCAAUGGCUCAGCAAAUCAUCAUACGGGCAAGGUCAGAGAUUUGGUGACCAAUACAUUCGAAAUGGCCACCCUGUCCGCCGAUUCGUGUGUUAAGAUCUGGGAUCCGGCGCGCCUGGUUCCCAAAGCCACCGUACGGUUGCAGCAUUGUGAUGAACUCGCCUGUAUGAGCCCGGCAGCUGUGGAUGCUGGUGGUAUCUACCACAACGAAGCUAUUUAUAAAAAUGUUUAUGCCGUUGGAAGCCAGAAGCACGUGUCGUUUGUUGAUCCUCGCGCCGGGUUGGUUGUCAAUUCGAUCGAGUCUUUGGACGAAGGCAUGGGGGUGCGGUCGCUGAGUGUGCGGGGUGGUGUGUUGACUGUGGGAGGGGGACUGGGGCGGUUGAGUUUCUACGACUUCAGUGCACAGAAAUAUCUCAGCGCCAACGAACAUUGGCCUCAGCAGUCGACCACACCUGCGUCUAAACAGUCGAGUCUCUUCUUAAGCACAGGCCCGGGAUGGUUGAUGCGUAACAGGGUAUGGGAAACCCAUUUCCUUGGCUCAGAAGUGCGAAAUGCAGCUUACACUCACAGCUAUGAUGAGUCUGGCGCAAGACUGCUGGUAGCAGGUGGUCCUCCACAGUUGGGUCUGGUGGGAGCCUACGCUGGCGUUUGGGAUGGCAGCUAGCAGUCUCGUCAGAUCAGUUCAUUGUCUUCACAUAAGAUGUCAGUCUCAUCGGCGCCUGUACAAACUUGCCUCCAGCGAUGACCAAUUCCAUGCCUCAAUCAGAUCGAUACCGCACUCGUAGUACUCGACGGAUACAAAUAGCUCAAUACGCCACUGUUUACUACCUUGCCAAUAAAGCGCCGAUAACGC
Sphaeroforma arctica JP610 is the source of this 2223-nucleotide messenger RNA. RefSeq lists its product as hypothetical. Bases 1 to 2034 code for a protein of 677 amino acids. The transcript is spliced from 7 exons. Gene Ontology annotation, molecular function: protein binding. Lineage: Eukaryota; Ichthyosporea; Ichthyophonida. The record is from RefSeq and is a predicted model, not a curated record. Gene Ontology annotation, cellular component: Cul4-RING E3 ubiquitin ligase complex.